AUGAAAGAUAUCUCUGAUAUAGAUUCUUUGGCUACAAGGCUAAAAAAUACAAUGAUUCAGUACCAUAACAUUGAGGACAAUGAAUGGAGAGUUGCUAGGAAAACAAAAGAUGUUACUGUUUGGCGUAAGCCAUCAGAAGAAUUCAGUGGGUAUCUCUAUAAAACACAAGGUAUCGUGGAAGAUGUUACCAAUAGAAUAAUAGAUCACAUACGUCCUGGACCUUAUCGGAUCAGCUGGGAUAGUCUGAUGACCACAAUGGACAUUGUUGAAAAGUAUGAAGAGAAUUGCUGUGUAAUGCGUUAUACUACAGCUGGUCAAAUAUUGAAUAUCAUUGCACCAAGGGAGUUCAUUGAUUUCUCCUACACAACCAGUUGUGAAGAUGGACUGCUGUCAUGUGGUAUUAGCCUGGAUUACGGUGAAGUAAGGCCAAGUUUUGUUCGAGGGUUUAACCAUCCUUGUGGCUGGUUCUGCUUUCCACUCACGGACAAUCCAAGACAUAGUCUUUUGGUUGGCUUUAUCCAGACGGACCUGCGUGGGAUGCUCCCACAAUCAGUAGUAGACACAGCUAUGGCUGGCACACUGAUCAAUUUUUAUUCUGAUCUUAAGAAAGCUCUGAAGGCAUAAUUAGUGCAAGUACAAAUUCUCUGUAUCAUUCAUAAUCUUUUUCUGUUU
This is a messenger RNA of Protobothrops mucrosquamatus (brown spotted pit viper), 672 nucleotides long. It is a transcript of the gene STARD4, whose product is annotated as StAR related lipid transfer domain containing 4. Gene Ontology annotation, molecular function: cholesterol transfer activity; cholesterol binding. NCBI's taxonomy places the organism in Eukaryota, Metazoa, Chordata, Lepidosauria, Squamata, Viperidae. Gene Ontology annotation, cellular component: cytosol; endoplasmic reticulum. The transcript is spliced from 5 exons. Bases 1 to 624 code for a protein of 207 amino acids. Gene Ontology annotation, biological process: cholesterol import; cholesterol transport involved in cholesterol storage; intracellular cholesterol transport. The record is from RefSeq and is a predicted model, not a curated record.